This is a messenger RNA of Patella vulgata (common limpet), 5084 nucleotides long. Its product is annotated as transmembrane protein 45B. Lineage: Eukaryota; Metazoa; Mollusca; Gastropoda; Patellidae. The coding region runs from base 118 to 1047 and encodes 309 amino acids. The transcript has 4 exons. The record is from RefSeq and is a predicted model, not a curated record.
AAGACGCGUGACGAAUAUAUAGGAGACACUACAAAUUCUGAUUUAGGCAUUGCUUCAUCAAUUUAGAUAUCAGCUCCUCUUUGUACGUCGUCAGUAACGCAUCUCAAGUUUUUCACCAUGGGGGCUUUUUGGGCUCAUCUUCAAGCAGGAUCAAUGUUUAUCAUUCUUUCUCUAUGGUGGACCUAUCACGGAUUCAGAGAACAUAUUCGGUGUGUGUGUCAAGGAAAGGAAUUUAUACCUCAAAUCUACUUCAGGUCAUCAAGAUGCUGUAUGAGGAACAGACGACUACCACCAUUAGAAAUUUGCGGUCGUAUUUUAAUGGCUUUAAUAGGAUUUCUAGGAGAAUUUUUUGAUGAGGGAUUCGGAUUUGAGGAUGAAAAUGGAGAUUUUCGGAAAACCUUAAAUAUGACACAUUGCACUGUGUAUGGAUUAUUCCUUAUACAGGGAGUUGUAGAUUUGAUAUCGUGGAUGCGAUUUCCGGUACCCAAGGACCUCAAUUAUUUAUUAUUCGCCAUUUCCUUCCUCUGGUUUGCAGUAGCUUUUUAUCUCCAUGAACUUCAUGCAGAAAAUAAAAUGCCUUUAGAGCGAAUAUGUCAUCAGCUACAAAUCAUAUCGUUUGUGCCGACUGGUGUUGCCUUUUUGUUUGAAAUGGUUCAUAGAAAGGGAUUCACGACUGUUUUUAUACGUAUGUUAGGAGUGAUGACAAUUGGGACCUGGUUUGUUCAAAUGGCAUUCAUACUCUUCAUACAUGAUGGUCGUUUUCCAGGAAGUGAACCAGCUCCACAAUGGAAUCAAGGGGAUAUGCGGAAUGUUCAUUUUGCCAUGGCAGCUUACGGCGCUCACAUAGCCAUGAAUAUCGUUAUACUGUUAACGUUCUAUCUCUUCCUAGCGUUUGUAUACAGGCGUUUACACGGGUUAGAUUUUAUGCUUGCCGAGGAUAAUGGUAAUACACGAUACAAAGACAUAAAGGGAGGUAAGAAAGCUGUAUAUGACGAGAACAUCAAUUUAUCCUUACUGUGUGAGGAUUAUGAGGAGGACACAGAUUAGACGCUUAUUAGAAAUUUUGUACAUUUUUUUAUAAAUUUUGUACAUUUUCCAUUAUGAUGAUGAUUGGACGUUUAUUUUCCUAUUAUAAAUUAGCUUAUUUAUGAUAAUUAUGUAUGAUGCUGGUGGCAGGAAUAUGAGUUUUCCGUUAUACAUACAUGUAUAGGUUUUUAUCUUGUUUCCGAGGUGUUUAACUAGAUAAUGCGCUAACCUACUGUCCCCAAAGGAGUCGUAGCGGAAGUAUAUUGAUCUAUAUAAAACAGAUUGAUGCUUUGUAGAAAUAUUGUCCAGUAACAGUGACCAGUGAUAUUUAUGGACACAUGGUACAUCGGAUAUUUAUUUAUUCAUACAUUGGCAUUUGGUUUACACACCUACACCCACUUAAACCACCGGAUACCUGUUAAAUAUUUUGCAAAUUAGAACCUAUUUUAUUUGUGUGUAUUUUUUGUUCGAAACAGAUAUAUAACACCAUCGAAACACUCUUAUUCACAACACUAUUAUCAUUAUAAUAAUUUCUUUAUUUCAAUAUUUAAACAUAAAUAAGUACAUCUAAGCAAUUUAUUUGUACGUUACAAAGGCAGUACUGGAUAUUGUCUAUUUAUUUGCGCCCAAUAAAACUUACUUAAAAAUACUAAAUGUCAGUCAAUGAGGGAGACGCUGUAUCAACUGUUCUUUUUUCGGGAGCUAUGCUUUCAUUUACGUAACAGCGUGACAAAUAUGAACUUCCGAUCAUUCACAUUUUGUAUACUGGCUAUUUAGGUUUUUUUUAGAGAGAGAGAUUACAUUGCUGGUUGGGGGAGGGGUAUCUGACAAUAGGGACGAGGGAGAUCAUAGGGGUAUCACUAUUAAACUGUUUAUUUAUUUCUCUCUGUGCAUUCUAUAAAAGUACAAUGAACUCUUAUGAGAUCGUGACCUAUUGCAGCAUCGCAUUGGGCUGUAUUAUGACAUCUUGACCUACUGCAGCAUCGCAUUGGGCUGUAUUAUGACAUCUUGACCUAUUACAGCAUCGCAUUGGGCUGUAUUAUGACAUCUUGACCUAUUACAGCAUCGCACUGGGUUGCAUUAGACUAUAUUGUGAACCUUGACCUAUUACAGCACUACAUCGGGCGGUAUUAUAACAUAUUGACCUAUUAUAUCAUUACACAUAUUACAGUAUAUUUACAUUAUUAGAACGUUUUCUAUUUUACUUAUUACUUAAUUGCAAUGGUUGAGGUCCGAAUAAAAUAUUGAAUUUAGAAUUUUGGUGGGCCGUAUACAGAUAAAGUAGAUUGCGCGGGUGGUUGGGGACCGGGGGACACAUUGUUCGGUAAUGACAAACCAUGUAUUUUAAAACUGAAACCAGAGGUCAAUUUCAUCAAUUAGUUUUGUUCUAUUUAUAUAUAAUUAUAAACAAUGGAUAAAUAAAUGACCCGCACGUAAAACAUAUUUUUUGAUUAAACUGUUAACCUCGGAAGGCAGCGCUGACUCGCGUACCGACCUCAACUAAAGCUAUAACAUUCUCCUAUGAUUUAAUUACACAAAUGGGGUGAAUCCAAAGUAGCUUGUGGCAUGCUAGUGUGCCCCUGCCCUUAGCUCGUGCAAGUUUCCCGUGUUUUAAAAUGUGCCUUAAUAGGACAGUGACACUAUCUACAAGGGGUUAAAACGUUAUCGAGGACAAAGGUAAAAUGUAAUUUGUUAGCCAAGUUUCAAAAAACGUUGCUAUAUCUUUUUCCCUGAAUAUCAUAAUUUAUAAUAAGGAAACGCAAAGUCUGUGAUGUUAACUUGUUUCUUGUAAUACUAGUUGUUGUCUGAAGCCCCUAUCCCGUAAUGUCAACAGUUGAAAAACAAGUUGAAGCAGUAAUUAUCUCACGCUUUGCUGGACACCUUAUUGAAUGUCAAAACUUAGGAUUAUAGUACCUUAGGCUAAAAAUAUAACCUGUGUUUACGGUUACCUGAUCGACCCUAUUUUGUUUAGCCCUAGUCGUCGACCCAAAACCUUUUUUUUCUCAAUUACUAGGACACAUACAUCGGUCCUGACGUGGUUUUGUGCAUACACUGAACUUACGGUAUGAUUACAGCAGGAAUCAGUAAAUUACUCAGUAAUAUAGCUAGAAAUGCUAAGAAAUAAAUAAUACACACUUUGCCUACUUAAAAUGACACCACAAAGGCUAUAGGCUGCUAGUAUGGAUAUAGUAUAUGUAAAGAUUAAUCUAUUAGUUCACUGAUUGCUAUCCAAUCUUAACCCAAGUAGCUGUAAACACAAGUAUUUUUUUUUAUCCGACCUUGCUUAGCCAUUGGACUAUAUUAUAGCAUCUUUUGUGUCUACUUCUUCAAAGCAACGGAAACUAUUCUGACAACUUACCUAUAACUUCAGAUAUAAUAAAUGGUUUACAUUACUUUAUUUAUUAUUAUACCUAUAACUUUAUAUAAGUGGGAAAUCUGAAAAAUAAUUUUGUUACCGCGGUCUCCCUAAUAUAUAUAUGAAAACACACACAAAACACAAGACGCUUGAAACAAAUGACUUUUAUGUCAGUCAUAAAGUGAUGUUGUGUUCCUAGAAAUUACCAAUAAAUGAUAUAAAUUAUAUAAAUGAUUCAUAAAUAAGAAAAAUAUAACAAAGACCAAAUAAUAAAUUUAUUUCUUAAAGGGGAAGGUUACUCGUUGUCAUUUUGUUGGAUUCGUACACUGAAAAAUAAAUUGAAAGUUGAUAAUAUAUCUUAAAACCCCCAAAAAUGGCAAUCAGUAACCAUUCCCUUUAAAUUAUCUACAUUAAAUACAAAUUAAACUUACACAAAUAGUACGUUAACUAUUACCAUAUACACAAAUGUCUCUAAAUUAUACAAAGCACACAAGUUUACCCGAUGUAAUAUCAUUGAUUAAGAUGCACUGCAAACAGAAAGUGUUAAAUACAACAACCAGUGGAUGCUAAAUUGCCAGAUAAACGAAAUUUAGUCAGUCUUGUUAAUAAUUAUGGCGACGUAUAUACAGAUUAUAUUUCUGACAUUAUUAAUUUACUAGAAGCCAUUACUGUAUGUGUGCCUAACACAUCCAUAUCUGAAGGUUGAAUACCAAUAUGUUUUAACAGUUUAACAAAAUAUGGUCCAGAACCGAGGUAUGUUGUGUUUAUCAUAUUACUGACGGAAAUAGAACAUAUUUUUAUUACAAGAUGUUAAUUUUAAAACUUUACAUUUCACAGUGCAGCAUAUCUUGCUUCUUGCAUUAUUUCAGUAAUAGAAACAAUAUAUAAGCAGUCAUGAAUAUGGACUGACCAGAGUUCAUUUUUCACACACAAUAAAUAAGUUAUCCAAAACGGUAUUGAAUUUAGUUAACAAUGCAUGAAAAAUAAAAUGCCCUAACUAUGUUUAGUUGAAUUCCGGAUAAAAUGUUAGAUCGAGUGGAUCUGAACAGCACACACCAGGGUUUAUUGAUGUAAUUUUGUUGAAAAAUAAAUAUCAAUCUUGUGCUAAACUUACAACAAAUAUACAAAACGAUCUUUUGAUCAGAUUAUCAAUUAGAUAACACAACGUAUAUCCGAACGUCUGCCAUCGUACCAAAUAUAAAAUUCCAAUUUGAAUUCUUAUGACGCUAUCAAUGCAGACUCUACUAAUUCCUUAAUAACGUCUGGUGUAUCUGUUGGUACUUGGUCAAUACGUUGUAUGAAAUAAAUACACUUAUUAUAUUACACAGGCCUAUUUACAAUUUUCGUUUCGAAAUCAACACUCGAAUUCGCCUGAUAGUAUAUAUUUCAAACCAUCUUGAGAAAGUGGGUUAUCUCCCUUGACCAGCUUCUCUCAUAAUAUCAGACUCGAAUCUCCCAACAUUUGGUUUAGUUAUAUUGCACAAUUUAAUCACCCGACUUUCACAUCUUUCACAAUUUUACCAAGUCACUUCUUAAAGUGUAUAUCAAAACGAAAAUAUAGAUACUCAACACGAAAAUGUCUGGAAAGUUCCGCGAUCCACAACUCCUAGAUCCAUUUCCGGUCUGAGCUCCUCCGAAUGGAUCUGUGCCCCUUUUAACGUUUGAUGAAUCAGCUGAAAAUAUUAAAUAUAUAUACAUUAAA